Diabrotica balteata is the source of this 1039-nucleotide messenger RNA. NCBI's taxonomy places the organism in Eukaryota, Metazoa, Arthropoda, Insecta, Coleoptera, Chrysomelidae. The record is from the annotation of a GenBank genome assembly.
GAGUGUUUUGACGUAUAAACCGUAACCAAAUGGCCCAUUUGAACUGCUCUUCUAUAAGCGUCUAUAUAUAAAUGAAAUAUGAAUUCUUCAAAACUUUCUUCCAUAUUCACUUAUAGAAAUUUAUUCUGGAAACGAAAAAAGUCAUAUUUUGGAAAGUACAAUGUUGUUACUCCAGGCAAUGUUUCUCCAAUGUUAACUGUUCCAGAAGAAAUAGAAAAACCUAGUUAUUCUAUAUCUGGAAAACCUGCACCUUCACCUGACUUUGCUGAAAUAAAAAAUGUACAGCAGAUGUAUAAGAUGAUUGAUUCAUGCAAAUUAGCAGCAGAUAUUUUAACAAAAGUAGAAAAAAUUAUUAAGGUUGGAAUUAAAAGUGAUGAAAUUGAUAUAUUUGUUUUUGACACAUGCUUAGCAAAUAAUGCUUAUCCCUCUCCUUUAAAUUAUAACCAUUUUCCAAAAUCUGUGUGCACAUCAAUCAAUAAUGUAGCUUGCCAUGGAAUUCCAGAUGACAGACCACUAGAAGAUGGGGAUAUUAUUAAUGUUGACAUAACAGUGUAUUACAAUGGAUACCAUGGAGAUUGUUCAAAAACAAUUUUAGUUGGUAAUGUUGAUGACGAAGGAAAACACUUAGUAGAAGCCACAGAACUCUGUUUAAAUGAAGCAAUUAGCAUAUGUAAACCCGGUACUUAUUUUCGUGACAUAGGAUAUUGUAUUCAAGAAAAAGCCGAAAAACUUGGAUUCCAGGUUAUACCUUCAUUUAUUGGACAUGGCAUAGGAAGAUAUUUUCAUGGACCCCCGGAUAUAUAUCACAUGAAAAAUAAUUAUCCAGGAAGAAUGGAAUCUGGCAUGACAUUUACAAUUGAACCCAUAUUAACACAAGGUGAUCAGUACAUUGUAAUAUUAGAUGAUAAAUGGACAGCAAUUACAGAAGACAAUGCACGCACUGCGCAAUUUGAACAUACAGUGGCCAUUACUGAUACCGGUGUGGAAAUAUUGACUAAGUAAUCUAUUGUUAUAUUUGUUAAUAAAUGAGUUUGCCAUC